ACUUGUUAUAUCUCCUGUCAUACUGACUCCAUUUUCAAUUUAUUGGCAAGAUGAAAAACGAAUCAGCAAUCAGUUUGAAAUAAAAAAACACUUUCUGGUUGGAUUUUGAAAGUUUGACUUUAAAAAGACUGCAGAUCUUUCUGAUUCUUGUGGUUAUUAUUUUUUUUAAACCAUCAAUCAGAAAGUGAAACUACCCUUUAGAUUCUUGGAGCUCAAAGAGAGAAAAUGGAUUUACUAUCUGUGGAAGAAUUUUCUUGUGCCGUGUGUCAUGACAUCUUUAAGGAUCCUGUUCUUUUAACAUGUUGUCACAGUUUCUGUAAAGAGUGUCUUCAACAGUUUUGGACAGCCACAAAAACUCAGGAGUGUCCCGUCUGCAGGAGAAGAUCUUCAAGAGAUGAUCCCCCAUGUAAUCUAGUACUAAAAAACCUGUGUGAGUCUUUGAAGAAGAGAAGGGAGAGGCAUUCGUCGGGAUCUGAGGAGAUCUGUGGUGUACACCGAGAGAAACUCAAGCUCUUCUGUCUGGAGGACGAACAGCCGGUGUGUUUAGUGUGUAGAGAUUCACAGAAACACGUCAGUCACACAUUCAGACCCAUCGGGGAAAUAAUUUCAUCAUAUAAGGAGAAUCUCAAAACAGCACUGAAAUCCUUGCAAGACAAAGUUAAAGACCAAAAAAAUGUUGCAAGAGAGUUUGAGAAAACAGUUCAAUACAUUAAGUCUCAAGCUGAUCACACAGAGCAUCAGAUCAAACAGCAGUUUGAGAAGCUUCAUCGGUUUCUCAGAGAUGAAGAAGAAGCUACAAUUAGUGCACUGAGGGAGGAAGAGGAGCAGAAGAAGAAGAUGAUGAAGGAGAAGCUGGAGGAGAUCAACAGACACAUCUCAGCUCUUUCAGACACAAUCAAAGACACGGAGGAGAUGAUGAAAGACAACGAUGUCUGCUUUCUGAAGAAGUUUCCGGUCUCAAUGGAAAGAGUCCAGAUCUCCUCACAGCUGGAUCCACAGACACCUUCUGGAGCUUUGAUUCAUGUGCCACGAUACUUGGGCAACCUGUCCUUCAGAGUCUGGAAGAAGAUGCAGGACAUCGUCCAGAACACUCCUGUAAUUCUGGACCCAAGCACGGCUCAUCCCGAUCUCAUCUUGUCUGAUGAUCUGAGCUGUCUGAGAUGGAGUGAGUACAGUCAACCGCUUCCUGAUAAUCCGGAGAGAUUUGACAUCUAUCGCUGUGUGCUGGGUUCAGAGGGUUUUAACUCAGGGACACACAGCUGGGACGUGGAGGUUAAAGAAAGUUUAUCUUGGGGUCUUGGAAUAACUACAGCAUCGAACCAGAGAAAGGGGCGUGAUUUCUUUAACUCUGAUUUCUGGAGUGUGGAGUAUAGACUGUAUAAAUGGGCUGGCUUUAAUGUUAAACAGGAUCUUGAUCGUGUGAGAGUGUGUCUGGACUAUGACGGAGGAACAGUGUCUUUCUCUGAUCCUGUAACUAACACACAUCUACACACAAUCACAACCACCUUCACAGACACCGUCUUACCAUUCUUUCAUAGUUAUUCUCAUAUGAGGAUCUUACCAUUCAGUGACUGAUAUCCAGCACCACAGACAUAUUGCUUUUAUGCAACAGUUCAGAUGUUAAAAAUCAAGUAAAUGAAACACCUAUGCCAAAAUAUUUUAUUUUUGUUGCAAACUGAGGCAAAGUACGAUUUAGUGAAAUUAGUAAAAACAAAUUACAAAAAAAAAAAGACUGAAUAUGAAUAUUAUUCAUUGUGGUGAAAAACAGUUUUGAAGCAUAUUUUAUGCUUUAGAAGUCAGUUGUUCUGUGAAUCUUCAAACACACAUCAAAUAUAACACAAUAAAUAAACAUGGAAAUAAA
Molecule: messenger RNA, 1861 nt
Organism: Puntigrus tetrazona (Sumatra barb)
Lineage: Eukaryota; Metazoa; Chordata; Actinopteri; Cypriniformes; Cyprinidae
Product: nuclear factor 7, brain-like
Exons: 6
Coding region: 226-1575 (449 amino acids)
Molecular function (GO): zinc ion binding; protein binding
Source: RefSeq, a predicted model, not a curated record